UGCUAGCCAGGCAGGGCCAUCUGGGAGAGGCUGGUCUGAGAAGCCCGCCCCGUGCUUCUGCCACUUUGGGGUUCUAGGGUCAUGGCCUCAGAGUGGAACGGAGACACUGCAGCUGGAGACUUAACAGCCCAGCCAGCUGCGUCCAGGCUGCAGAGCUGGUUCUUCACCACUGUUCAGAAUGGCCAACAGGGGACCUGCGUAUGGCCUGAGCCGAGAGGUGCAGCAGAAGAUUGAGAAGCAGUACGACCCGGAUCUGGAGCAGAUCCUGAUCCAGUGGAUUACCACUCAGUGCCGCAAGGGUGUGAGCCAGCCCCAGCCGGGGCGGGAGAACUUCCAGAACUGGCUCAAGGAUGGCACGGUGCUGUGCGAGCUCAUUAAUUCACUAUAUCCUGAGGGGCAGGCCCCGGUAAAGAAGAUCCAGGCUUCUACGAUGGCCUUCAAGCAGAUGGAGCAGAUCUCUCAGUUCCUGCAGGCAGCCGAGCGUUAUGGCAUUAACACCACGGACAUCUUCCAGACCGUGGAUCUCUGGGAAGGAAAGAACAUGGCUUGUGUGCAGCGGACACUAAUGAACCUGGGUGGGCUGGCAGUAGCCAGGGACGAUGGGCUCUUCUCUGGGGACCCCAACUGGUUUCCUAAGAAAUCCAAGGAGAACCCUCGGAACUUCUCGGACAACCAGUUGCAAGAGGGCAAGAAUGUGAUUGGGUUACAGAUGGGCACCAACCGUGGAGCCUCUCAGGCUGGCAUGACUGGCUACGGGAUGCCCAGGCAGAUCCUCUGAUCAGACCCUCCUCUUCCCCUGCCCUCCAUGAAUGGUUAAUAUAUAUGUAUAUAUAUGUUUUAGCAGACAUUCCCUGAGAGCCCCUGGCUUGCUAAGCUCCCCUCUGCCGGGGUGGGUCCAACCGAUCUUGUUACCUCUGGCAGUGCCUGAUAAUUGCCUCUCUCUCUGUCUCUCUCUCUGGGCUUACUAAUGCAUUCCUUCCCCCACAACCAUCAAAACUGGACCAACAAAAACCCUGGGACCAAAGCCUCCUUCUUCCAGCAUGUUUCUGCCUUCCUGACCUCUGUUUUUAGUCCAUUCCUUGGCUAGGAGUCAGAGAUCCUGCCCUGUGGCCCGGUGCUGAACUGACCCUUCCUUCUACAAGUAGGCCUCUCCCUCAGCUGUGGCUGCAGGCACUUCAUUUAUAGGGAGGGGCCUGUGGCUGUCACUCCAGCCACAGCUGGACCAUACUUACCACACAUCCGGGCAGCUUCUCCUAGCAGAGGCCCUUUGGCUUCUUACUUUCCAUUCCUCUCACUGUGGCUAAGGGGUGGAGUGGAGGAGACAGAGGUAAAAGAGCUGCCCACCGUGGUCUGGGGCUUGAGGAACACGAGUUUGCUGAUUUUAAGUAAUAAAAAAAAAAAAAAUCUCAUUCUCCUUUGGA
Molecule: messenger RNA, 1421 nt
Organism: Rattus rattus (black rat)
Lineage: Eukaryota; Metazoa; Chordata; Mammalia; Rodentia; Muridae
Gene: Tagln2
Product: transgelin 2
Exons: 5
Coding region: 179-778 (199 amino acids)
Molecular function (GO): protein binding
Source: RefSeq, a predicted model, not a curated record